UUACCCUACUUUUCUGAUUUAUUGUUUUUUCUAUCUUAAUUCCAAAUCUACACGUAAAAUUAGAAAUGUGUGCUGCAAAAUUACUAAAAUUGAUUAUUUUUACACCACUGGAUUGGGUAAUUAAGAGGAGAGAUUGCCUCGAGUUUGUUUUUUCUUCGUAUUUGAGAAAUGGGUAACAGCUUCAGUAAUUGGUGUAUGGUAUAAACAUCGACUUAGUGACUCACAGUUUCAUUUAAAUUAAUUACGAGACACAGUUUAAUUAAAUUUCAAGCAAAUUUCAUUAAACCGUUACUCUAAUUUAGUUACAACACAAAUUUUUAGUAAAUCAAAAUUUUUGUUAAUUUAAUGUUAUGAAAAUGUGUAAAUUUCCUCGAAAGAGAGAAAAUUGAUUUUGAUUCAAUUGUGGCUUUCUGGACCAGGUGUUGCAAAGGUUAUUCCCUUUAAAUUAAAAUACAAGGAAAGGGCAUGCGCUAUCUUGUCUCAUUCCAGACGAUGCAGUCGGUUUUUCCGCAACACAUCUUAUCAUUUCCUUUUCCGUGACAAUUUGAAUUUGAAUGUUAACACAAAGUAGUUGAUUGAAAUGUGAAAAAUCAAUGGACUACCAACAUAGGAGACUGAAUUUGAAUAUUUUUUCUAUCAUGGAACUAUCGCAUAGUUUAACACUUAAUGAAGAAGCUUUGGCACAAAUACCACCAGCGAAAAGACCUGUUUUUAUAUUCGAAUGGCUUCGAUUUUUAGACAAAGUUUUAGUCGCCGCACAAAAGAACGACAUCAAAGGAUGUCAGAAGAAAUUAGUAGAACAACUAAUGAAUCACAUUCAAGAAUCUCCCGGUCCUCCGACACGUAAAUUAAUAGCCCGUUCUCUCGCCACCCUCUUUUCAGUCGGAGACACUUUUUUACUUUUCGACACGGUGAACAAAUGCAACGAUAUUUUGAAAAACAAAGACGACUCUCCUAGUUUUCUCCCGACGCGAUUAGCUGCAAUUUGUUGCGUCGGGACAAUGUACGAAAAACUCGGCCGAAUGAUGGGUCGUUCCUACGAGGAGACCGUGCAAAUUUUAACUCGCUCUCUCCGAAGCGCCGAGUCUCAAACUCGAAUCGAAAUCAUGUUGACGCUCGAAAAAGUGUGUGCCGGGAUGGGAAACGCAAUAUCCAAUGUACAUAAAGACAUUUAUAAAGCAGCGAGACAUUGCUUGAUUGAUCGGGUGAUGGCGGUGAGAUGUGCCGCCACCAGGUGUCUUCUUGAAAUGUUAAAUCAUGCACCAUUUCUCUACACCAGCGAAUUGGAAAGUUUAGCCACUUUGUGUUUUCGGGCUUUUGAUGGCUCCAAUUACGAAGUCAGAUGCGCGGUUGCUAAAUUGUUAGGAGCGCUUAUCGCUAUGACUCAGAAUCAGAAACCGGAAAAGACACCGCAUCUCAAAGGAUUGAAACUGGUGUCGUUGGAUGAAGCUUUGGGGAUUUUAAUGGCGGGAUUUUUGCGUGGAGGUGUUGGUUUUUUGAAAGGUACAGGAGAAAUAAUUAAGGGUAGUUCAAGUGUUAAUCGAGAAGUUCGAGUCGGAGUAACACACGCAUAUGUGAUUUUUGUACAAAUUUUGGGUAGUGUUUGGCUUGAACGUAACAUAAAAGCUUUCCUUUCGCACAUAUUAUAUUUGGUAGCGAAUCCGAAAGCGGCGUCUUCACAUGUCGAUGCUGUCUAUUCCCGGAAAUGUAUAAAUUUUAUUUUGAGAAGUGUGUUGGGGAAAAUGUUGGGAGAAAAAGCACAAACUUCAGCGUGUAAAGAAAUCGCACAGAUCAUUGUUAAAGAAAUGAACUCGAUCGAUUUUAAUCCCGAGAAUGCAAAAGAUUUCAAUCAGGAAACGCUUUUCAGUCAACAUUUACUAGUGUGUGCCUUGCAAGAAAUCGGGUGUUUGGUUUUAAGUUUAGGAACGACUGCACACGACUUGAUUACUGAUCCGACUCUGAAUUUAAUUGAUGCUACUGCUAGUGUUUUGAUCCAUCCGUGUCAAGCAGCCCGACUUGCAGCUGCUUGGUGCUUGCGGUGUAUUUGCGUGGCUGUUCCUAGUCAAAUUACCCCUCUGAUAGAUCGAUGUGUGAAUGGAAUCGAAGAAUAUAGGACUUCGCCGGAAGCUAUAGCCGGCUAUAGUGGAGCCUUAGCUGCUGUACUUGGUGGUGUCAAUUUGUCACCGCUUGGAGUCCCACACACCAAAGGCAAAGUCAUUUUUAAUACAGCAGAAGAAUUACUAAGGAGUGCGAGUCAAAAUAGCCGACUGUCGCUAAACCGGACUCAAGCCGGAUGGCUACUUAUCGGUGCUAUAAUGACACUAGGAGUACCAGUAGUCAGGGGAUUACUCCCUCGCAUGUUACUUCUCUGGAGAAACUCAUUUCCGAGAUCAACUAAAGAACUAGAUUCGGAAAAAGCUCGUGGUGAUGCUUUCACAUGGCAAGUCACUCUCGAAGGCCGAGCUGGGGCCUUAUCUGCCAUGCACAGUUUUCUGCAACACUGUCACGAGUUAGUCACUGAUGAUAUUAAUAGGAGGUUGUUAGCACCCAUCGAAUCUGCUUUAGCAAUGCUAUCAAACAUAUCGAGUAUUUUGAAAAGUUACGGACAACAGUUGAAGGCACCAGCGGCCAUGGUUCGGUUACGCCUUUACGAAACCCUUAUUUUGCUUCCACCACAAUCUUUUGAAAGUUCUUAUACUCAUCUGUUGCGAAUGUUGGUCGCGGAAUUUACUUUGACUGAAAAUCCGGCAAAUACUACAACGUCUCAAAUGAGAACUGUAUGUCAUGCUGAUGAUUCUGUAAUACUAGGAACUUGGUUGCAAGAAACUGAUCAUAGGACAAUUGAAGAUCAAAUGGAGCCUAACCGAAGGGCAGAUGGUGAACAUUUACAGCCGAAUAGUGCGGCCGGUUCUGGAGCCCUAGAGCACGACCCUUGCUGUCUAUACCGCCAAAUUUCAACAGUAAGUCACAAACAUUGUAACUUGGCAUAUAUGUUUUUGUUUGUUUUAUUUUCUCAGAGCGAAAUCAUCCCUGGUCCACUUCCUCUAGGAGUCGCAGUAAUCGACAUGUCAGUGCUUCUCUUCGGCCAAAUCUUCCCCCGCGUGGCCAACAAACACCGCUUGCAAAUGGUCGAUCAUUUCGCCGAAUGCAUUAAACACGCCAAAAGUUCGCGCCAAGAAGCGGUGCAAAUGAACGUAUUUACAGCGCUUUUGAGCGGUUUGAAAGGCUUAACCGAGGCCAAAAUGAGUAUAGGUCAAGAAGAUGUCAAAAAGGCCGUUACGGGACUAAUCAUAGGGGCUCUAACAUCGCCUAAUCCAAUUCUCCGAUGUGCCGCAGGCGAAGCUGUAGGACGUAUGGCGCAAGUUGUAUCCGAUCCAAAGUUCACCGCUGAAUUAGCUCAGACAAGCUUUGAUAGGCUCAAAUCAGCACGUGACGUAGCAAGUCGGACUGGUCAUUCGUUAGCUCUCGGUUGUUUGCAUCGGUAUGUCGGAGGUAUGGGUUCAAGUCAACACCUGAAUACCAGUGUUUCGAUAUUGUUGGCUCUUGCGCAAGAUCAGACGUCACCAGUGGUACAAGUGUGGUCUCUACAUGCGUUAGCACUAAUCGCGGAUUCGGGGGGUCCGAUGUUCCGAGGAUACGUCGAACCGAGUCUUUCACUAGCUUUGAAACUUCUACUAAAUGUGCCACAGUCAUAUAUUGACGUUCAUCAGUGUAUUGGAAAAGUCUUGUCGGCUUUAAUCACUACAAUCGGGCCUGAAUUACAAGGCAAUACGUCCAGUAUCUGUAUGGCAAGGAGUUCAUUCUUGUGUGCAUGUGCGAUUAUGCAAGACCACCAAGAUCCUCUAGUGCAAGCGGAAGCUACAGGAUGUCUCCAACAGUUACAUUUAUUUGCACCAAGACAUGUUAAUUUGUCUUCACUGGUCCCCACACUUUGCAGGACUUUAUCUAGUAAUCAUCUUUUGUUACGCAAAGCUGCUAUUUCUUGUCUUAGACAAUUAGCACAAAGGGAAGCUAAAGAAGUAUGUGAACAUGCAAUGACUUUAGCCAAUGAAAGUCGUGAUAAUAACACGGUGGAAGGUUUAGUUAUAACAGAGACGGGUCUUCCUGGCGUUUUCUUCAGUAUGCUUGACACUGAGACCGAUGCUGCUCUAAUCAAAGAUAUCCAUGAUACGUUAAUUAGCAUGUUACAAAUGCUUGCAGCUGAUAACUUAUCCCAAUGGUUAGGUUUAUGUAAAGAUGUCCUUACAAUAGCAACUGACAGUACAAACAUGGAGGACCAACAAAGCGUUUCAGCAACCGACGGGGAUGAGAACGACGAACCUGAAGCCGAUGAUGACCAAGCUGAAUUCCACGCCGAAGACGACUCUUCAACCCAUCCCGCUGUACAGCCAAGAUGGCCGACUCGUGUUUUCGCAGCCGAGUGCGUUCGCAAAAUAAUCACAGCUUGCGAAAGCAGUUCGAACAAAUCGAUUCAUUUCGACUUGAUUCAAGCGAAAGAAAUGGGCAAAAGCGAUUUCCUCGUCUUGCAUUUAUCCGAAUUGAUCCGCAUGGCGUUCAUCGCCGCGACGAGUGAUUCAGAUCCGUUGCGUCUCGAAGGUUUGAAAACUCUUCAAGACAUAAUCGAGAAGUUUUCGAAAGUUCCAGAACCGGAAUUCCCCGGUCACUUGUUACUUGAACAAUUCCAAGCGCAAGUCGGUGCAGCCUUAAGACCGGCUUUCGCUCCUGAUACUUCGUCUCAUGUCACAGCAGCCGCUUGUGAAGUUUGCUCGACUUGGAUUGGCUCGAACGUUGCACGAGAUUUAAAUGAUUUACGUAGAGUGCACCAAUUGUUAGUCUCCUCCUUAACUAAGUUACAAAAUAAGACGAAUACAACGCAACUGUACAACGAGAGUUUAGCAACUUUAGAGAAAUUGGCGAUUUUGAAGGCUUGGGCUGAGGUUUAUAUAGUUGCAAUGAAGGGGAACGAAAGUGCGAAUCUUGAGUUAAUAACACCGGUGAAUGCAAACGAUGACGAGUUUGGCGACUUUGAAUAUAAGGGAGAGAAUUUAUUGACGUUGGUGCAACCCGAGUUAGUUAGUUUGUCACAACAUUGGUUGGCAGCGCUAAAAGAUCAUGCAUUAUUGUCACUACCGGCCGAAUUCGCCAGUCAAUUGCCACACGAUGGAGGCGCUUUUUAUACAAAUGAUACAAUGGAAUCAUCAAGGCCACAUUACAUGUCUUCAUGGCCGCCUAUCCUACAUGCAGCAGCUUUGUGGCUCAAUUCCGGUGGUUUUGAUAAACUCACAGAAAUAGACAACGAUAAUACAAAUAAUAAUACAGUUGAUAGUUCCAGUGAUAAAUUUCAUCUCUUGUUUGGUAUAUGCAUGGAGGCUUUGUGUAGUCCCAGAUCGAUAGAACCCUUAGAAAGUAUAAUUACAUGUCUCAAAGCAUUAUAUACUUUGCUUGACUCCACUUAUGCAAGAGAGUUGAUUCUAGUGGAUAAUUCUCUCGGAAUUGAGUUAUGUAACGUCUUACAUCGUCUCAUUCUUACAAGAGAUAACCACACUUGUCAACUUUUAUGUAUGGAAGUCCUCAAACAAGUUAUCAAAGCGGCACAAGAAAAACUCGACCGAGAAAAGAAAAAUAAAUUGAACGAACAAGACACUACAACUGAUAUAGAUUUGUUGGGUGAGGGUGGUGAGUGUGGUGAUAUAUUGCCGGGGAAAUCCCUAGUUUUCUCAGUUUUGGAAGUGUGUUUAUGUCUUCUAGUCCGGCAAUUGCCUUCGCUAAGUCCCUCGCCUAACUCUACAAUUGUGAAUUCUCUAAGAAUCAUGCAAACACCGGACGAGUCCGGUCGAUUAAUAGCAUCGUCUUUAGCUUGUAUGGAAAACCUACACAAGUUAUGUUCGCCGCAAGGGGCACUUUCCAUACUCCCAACGGUCUUAUAUUUAACAACAGGCGUAAUAAAAGAAAUGGCAACUAAAAAUAUCAACGACGUGACUGUACUAGCCAACAAUGCUUCAGUCCAAGCCGCCCUCCACUGUCUCAAAAUCCUAACAACAGACAGAUAUUGCAAUGACCCUCGAAGCUGUGAUACCUGGCAAAAGCUUCUCCAAAGCGCUCUCGCAAAAAUCAUCGAUCUUGCAAAAACCGGCAGCGACGAAAAUAAACUAGACGAAGUCACCAUGAUGUUAGCUAUAGCCGUUUUUGUUCUUCAUGCGCCAUCUAAAGUCGUGACGGCGCCUAAUUUGCAAUAUCCAUGUAUAAAUCAUUUCCGACAAUGUCUCCAAAGUUCGAAUUCUACAGUAAGGUUGAAAUGUGUCCAAACUUUGAAAUCUUUGUUUGCUCAUCCGGAUCGAAAAGUCGCAACUCCUUACAUUCACACACUCGCGCCAAGACUCGUCGAGUUUUUAUAUUCGGAUGUCGCGAGGAAUAUAUUUUCUGAUGGGGAACUUUUUGUUACCUUGGAAACCAUCGUAACAGUUGAGUCACUCAUCGAAUUGGCGGAACCACAAAAUCGAGAUAUAAUGCAAGGAAUUCAAAUGCUCACACUUCUGGUUCCGAUCUUGAUAAGUUAUUUAUUAGAAGGUCAAGCACUUAGGUCGGCAAAUAAAUACUCAUUAAAUUUACACGAAAUCAGUUUGCAAAGACUAAUGAAAAUCGGACCAAAAUAUCCACAGGAAUUCAAAAAAUUGAUGAGUCAGACUAGUGAACUUAGGACGAAAUUAGAAAAUGCGAUUAGAUCAAAACAACAAAAUCACAUAAAAAUCAAGAAUGGGGUCAAUGCUAAUAAACCAGUAACAAGUCAUCAUCCUUCAAUUAAACUGAAAACCGACUUUAGUAAUUUUUCUUAAAUUUUGUGAUGAGUUCUAGUAAUUACUUAAUUAACCUGGAGGUCCUCCGAUUAUUUGCUUUUUAUAAUUCCUUUUAUAUUUAUUUGAAUAUUUAUUAAUAAUGAUAAUAAAUGUUUAGAUCAUUAUAGAUAUCCUUAAGUGUUCUAUUUAUCCUAGAUGUUGCAAUUAUGAAUGACUGAAAAUUGUGUAGUUGCAGAGACCAAUUAUUAUUUGUAAAAAUUUCUAUACAAUCUGAUUUCUAUCAUUUAGACUAUCAUAAACACUGUAGGAUAGUGAAUAAAUGUACUGAAACGGUAA
Molecule: messenger RNA, 7130 nt
Organism: Tribolium madens (black flour beetle)
Lineage: Eukaryota; Metazoa; Arthropoda; Insecta; Coleoptera; Tenebrionidae
Product: HEAT repeat-containing protein 5B
Exons: 17
Coding region: 594-6833 (2079 amino acids)
Biological process (GO): intracellular protein localization; endocytosis; retrograde transport, endosome to Golgi
Cellular component (GO): membrane; endocytic vesicle; Golgi apparatus
Source: RefSeq, a predicted model, not a curated record